UGGAGUUGAUAAGGAAAAAGUACAGAGAAUUGUAUAUGAAAUGACAAAGGGUCGAAGUAUUUUGAAAAUGAGGAACGCAAGGAGGCGGAUAUGAGGCAAAGGACUGACAACAUGCGUGAAAGGCUUGGAAAGCUCUCAAUUACUGACAUAGCUCACUAUCAGAAGAUUGCUGAAAGAAGGAUUACCGAAUUAGAAGCCACACGUGACUUGUCAAGAAUUUGGCUUCAUGUAGAUAUGGAUGCCUUUUAUGCCGCGGUUGAGACAUUGAGCAAUCCUUCGCUAAAAGGCACGGCAAUGGCUGUUGGCGGCAUGUCUAUGAUAUCUACUGCUAAUUAUGAGGCACGGAGAUAUGGGGUUCGUGCUGCAAUGCCAGGUUUUAUUGCACGUAAAUUGUGCCCAGAGCUAAUCUUUGUUCCUGUAGAUUUUGAAAAGUAUACUUACUAUAGUACUUUGACUAGAAAAGUAUUUCAGAGAUACGACCUUAACUUCAUUUCUGCCAGUUUAGAUGAAGCAUACCUUGAUAUAAUCGAGGUCUGCAGAGAAAGAGACGUGAGAAGUGAUGAAGUUGCUGAAGAGAUCAGAAGAUGUGUUUUUGAAGAAACUGGUUUGACUUGUGCUGGUGUGGGUCCUAAUCGAUUACUGGCCAAGAGAACUUCAGUGAAAAGCUUGAAUUCUUCAAGUUUGGGAGAUGUAGAAGAUCUUAUACAUAGUUUCAUGAUCAUCAUGUUAGAACAUGUAAUGCGGCAAAAGGAUGGAUGGAAGGUGGGCUUACUUGGUGCAGUACUUAUCUACCUUUAUAGCAGGAAUAUAAUAUAUAAACUUUUACAAAUGUCUUAAGGGAUUGUCUACAGCAUACCUUCGAAAAGAUGUUUAGUUAAAUAUGUCACCACAACAAAAUAAAGCAAAGGUAACAGUGAAAAACCAUUGCCUAAUAUUAAAAAAGUGUUGCCUUGUAGCUAAGGCAACAUAUAUGAGACGUUGCUUAUGCCCCCGUUGUCUAUUCAUAAGGCAACAAAUUUAAAAGCCAAGGUAAAUUCAUGCCUAAGGCAACAAUUUCACAAAGGCAACAAUUAAAAACUGUUGCAACCUUAGGAAACAAUUUAAAAAUGUCGCCUUAUGUCAUAAUAUGCUACAACUUUUUCACGUGUUGUAUUUGCUAGUAACAAUACAAAAGUGUUGCCAAAUAUCUAAAAGGUGACGCUUUAAAAACUGUUAUAUAUAAAUUGAAAGAGCUAAAAUGAAUGGCUAUUUUAUCCUUUUGUAAUACAUUGCUAUAUUGCAAAAGAGUGGAAAUGUGCAGUAUUCUUGUGAAAUUGUUAUACUAGAAAAAUGUUUAAUAUUAAACAUCUAAUUUUUUUUUGGUAAAUAGAAUUUUAUUACCAAAAGAAGCUACAAGCAGCAAAUAAGAGAAUACAAAUAGCCCUUAGGCCUAAACUUCAAAACACCACAAGCCUCUACGGCACACAACCUCAAGUCAAGGUCCAAGGUCCGAAGGCCACCUUCUAGGAAGGGUUCCUAAGGACCUUGGGCCAACAAAAACACGGCCCUUCUGAACUCAAUGAGACCGAGCUACCCUCUAGGAGGAUUACCCAGAACCAAAGGAACAGGACACAAGUAAGCUACCAAAAGGAAUGAACAAAGCAAAUAAGUAGCAACCAACCAAAACAACAACUACAAUUAUACAAGCUUUGAGAAGCCUAAAAGCAUCCAACCAACAACAAAGAAACCAAUAGGGCAUUAACAAUGGAGCUAACAGCAGCAAUAACAGUACCAAAACAGCACUUGAAGCCAGCAAGAAAGAGCAGUUAGCACCAGACAGCAACCCAGCAACAGCAAGCCAUAAACAGCAAGCAAUGGCACCAGAGAUCAUCAACACCAGGUUAGAACAAGCAGGCAGAAGCAGCAGAUCUGGGAGCAACUUAUUAGUGCAAAACCAGCAAGCCACAGCAGUAGAACCCAACUGUGGCAGCACAUGUACCCAGCUGGCAGGCUGGCAGAACAGCCCCAACAACAACCCAGCACACAGCAACAACAAACAGGAACAGCAAGCAAAGCAACAAAAACCAGCAGCACUAGGUUGGAACAAACAGGCAGCAACUGAAACAUCAAGCAGACACAACAGUUGCCAACAACAACAACAUUAAUAAACAAAAACCAGUAGCAAGCAUAAACAGCAGCAGCAACCAGAAAUAGCAGCAGCAGCCAAACACCAGAACCAACAAUCCAUCUGCAACACCAGACAGCAACCUGAAACAGCAACAACACCUCGAGCCCAGCAGGCCAGCUGCUGCACCAGCCAGCAAAACAUCACACAACAGGUAGCAACCAGGAAACAACAGCUAGUAGGAAUAAUUGCUUUUAACUAUACAAUCCCAAACUUAUAAAAGUUAUAUUAGUAAAACAAAAAACAAAAACAAAAGCAGUAAUAACAUUUUUUCUAACACCAAAUCAUCUUAAUAACCUAUUGUUUCAUAGUAUGUUGUAGGCUAUAAUAUUAGUUUAGCUAAUAAAUAGAAGCAAAAAUAUGUCCGAGCUAGGAAUAACAAUAGAAAGAUUAAAGCAAAUUCAAAUUGAAUUAUGACAUCACAUUCUUCUUCUUCCUCUUACUCGCUGCCUAUUACAUCUUCUUCUUGUUCAUUUUCCAUACUAUUCAC
Messenger RNA from Chenopodium quinoa (quinoa), 2654 nucleotides. RefSeq names its product DNA polymerase kappa-like. Gene Ontology annotation, biological process: error-prone translesion synthesis. Gene Ontology annotation, molecular function: DNA-directed DNA polymerase activity. Gene Ontology annotation, cellular component: nucleus. The transcript has 6 exons. NCBI's taxonomy places the organism in Eukaryota, Viridiplantae, Streptophyta, Magnoliopsida, Caryophyllales, Amaranthaceae. The coding region runs from base 91 to 837 and encodes 248 amino acids. The record is from RefSeq and is a predicted model, not a curated record.